AUGGAGAAAGAGAUUGUAGGACAACAGAAAAAUGGACAGUUCAACUUAUUAGUUAAAUUAACUGUCACCUUUGUGGCUGAUACAUAUUUUGGAAAACUCACAAAAUCCUGUAGUACCCAAAGCAUCCCACCAAGUGCUUUAGAGAAACAAUCACCCACGAUAUCCCGCCCAAGAAAGAACCCAUAGACCAGCAGCCCACAAGACAAUACAGUGAAUGGGAGCAGCUUCCAUUACUUUCAAGGGAAAUUUGAGCUCUCUGGGAAGAGCAGACAGUAUCCAGCAGAUGCAUUGGAGCCCCAACCUGGCAUUGGAGAUGUCAAGGACAUUGAAAAAGCAAGAAAGUCUAUGCUAGACCCAGCACACAGAUCUCAUUUUCACCUUACAACCCCAAGCUUAGUAUUUUUGUGUUUUAUAUUCGAUGGAUUACGCAAGGCACUACUCAGUGUUGGUGUGAGCAAAAGGUCUAAUAUUGUGAUUGGGAAUGAGAACAAGGAAACAGAUACUCUUUAUGCUAGCAAAUUCGAAGAUGUUAUGCCUAACUUCACUGCCCUUGAGAUGUCAUCGAUUCUCCAUCACUGCUGUGAUCUUCUGAUAGGCGUUGCUGCUGGAUCGAGUGACCCCAUAUGCACCAACAGCCUCCAAGUACAGAGACAAUUCAAGGCAAUGAUGAUAUCCAUUGGAAGACAUUUGCAUGGUAAAAGUGCUGAUUUAUUAAUUAACUAUAAUGCAGGGCCAGCUAUACAUUGGAUCAACUCAAGACCAUGGGUUGGAGGAUUAAUGUUCACAUUUCUAUUCGGAGAAUUUGUCCCUGCAUGUGAGCUACUUGAUCAAGUUAAAGUAGUUGCCAACAAAGCACAGAUGACGACCUACUACACUGUGGGAAUGUUCCUGGAUCAGUGCAUGGAUGGUUCCAUUGCUUUACCUGCUGUUGUGUCUGAGAUUCCAGUUUUUGAGCAGAGGAAAGCACUGGUUAAAAGGGCACUUGGAGAUUUCUUUGAAUUUGGAGGUGUACUUCGCCACCCUGUUAUUGGGGAGCUAUCACCACGAAUGUUCCCAAACCUAGCAACAGCAGCAAACUACUGGGCCAACAGAAGGAAUCCUACAUUUUCUGGAUUUGAAGCCCUUGACUUUAUACCAGGAUCAACUAUUACACUCCCUCUAGUUUGAAUGACAUCUGCUCGGAAAAUCUCCAGAGGAAGUGACAUGGAUCCAUAUACACUUAACAUCCUUCUCGGGUACAGGAGUUCGGGAUUUGACUAA
Messenger RNA from Chlorocebus sabaeus (green monkey), 1260 nucleotides. NCBI's taxonomy places the organism in Eukaryota, Metazoa, Chordata, Mammalia, Primates, Cercopithecidae. The record is from RefSeq and is a predicted model, not a curated record.